UGUUACAUUCGUUACAAAUGUUUAACAAAGAUCAGGUAUCAUUAUAUACAGUUCAAGCUGACCUUUAGGAGAAUAAACAGGUCUGUAGCAUGGAUUUAUGGUUCUGAAAAUGAAUUCAACGUGUCGGAUGUUGGUGUAUUGUGCUUGUGUUCUGAUUCAUGCAUUGUGUAUUAAUGCACAACAAUCUAUGACGUCACAGCCCAAUGCUGCAUUGCUGAUGAUUCGGCAACAUCUUCAACGCGAAUCAACAAUGAAAAUUACUCUUUUGAAGACCUUGAAAGUGGUACUUGGUGAUAUAAAAUUGUUAAAAGCAGAAAGAGAAAAACACACCGCAUUGAUAAAUGCACUCAGGCAGGACGUUAGUGCUUUAAGAUCCAGUAUAAAGGGCCUUAGGGACGUUAACAAUGAACAAAACCUCCGAAUUCAUGCCUUGAAUGAGAAAUUAUCAUUACAGAAUGUUACAACGAUUGAUUUAUCAAAGUCAGCUGAGGACCUACAAGGAAAGAUUGUCUCUUUAUCACGGGAUAUUAUAAACCAGAGACAAGAUAUUCAAAGUUUACAAUCCUCCUCUUCUACUGAUAGACGAGAAAUAAACUCCAUUUUGAAUACAGCGUCUCAGCUGGACAAGAAUGUGAAGUUUUUGGUGGAAGAAAAUAUUGAACAAGAUAGAAAAGCUAAUACUUUUCAAGAAGUCAAUAAUCAACAAAACCGCCAAAUUCAGGAUCUAAAUGAAAAAUAUGUAUCACAAGAAAGAAAGUUAAAUGCAAUUAUAGCUGACAAAAAUAAAAUAAAUCGAAAUGUAAAAAUUUUACUGGAUGGAAAUACGAAAAGAGAAGCAGAGAUCAGGACACUUGUAGAGGAAAAUUUUGAGAUAAAAAAAGAAAUUAAUGUUAUAUCUCAAAAUAAUUUAAAUCAGAAAAAAGAAGCAAGGGGACUGGAAUCCGAAAACAGUGCAAUAACCCGGGAAAUUAAUACAUUAGUUGGAAAGAACGAACAACAGGAUAAAGAAAUUGAAAAUUUAAAAGAGGAGAACAGAGUUCAAAGCGGUGAUAUUAGAACCUUGACAGGAGAAUAUGUAGAACAAGGCAAAUUGAUACAAAUAUUAAAGGACAAGAGUGAAAUGAUCAAUCAAGGAGAAGUGAAAAAUGAUCAGUCAGUUGGAACCUCAUACCAGGCCGGGAAUGAUGAUCAUGAUGAUUGGAAUCAUCGACAACAGGGCGAUACAACCGAUGUGUCACCUGUUGCCUUAAAACUACAAAAGGAUAUAGACUUCUUACAUCAUAAUGUCAGCAGUGUCAACGAGAAAAUUCUGUCCCUUGAAAACAGUCAGCGGUUUAUUCACUCUAAUCUCCACGAAAUACGAAUCGCUGAUAAACGUCAGACUAAGGGGGACGUGUGAAACUUUAGGGGACGUUUAAUUAGCUUUAUGUUAUUGUUUUAUUAUUGUUGAUUAAUUUGCAUUAUAUGUUAAGUUAUUAAAGUCCUCUUUGUUGUUUUAAAACAAAGAAAUCCCAUUAAUCAAUUAACACUCAAGUUUUAUGAUAUUGAGACAUUUAUUGUUUUCGUUCUUUUACUAGUUCAAGGAAAUCAUUUUUCAUAUUUUUCCUUUAUAUAAAUAAAUAUUAUAAUUGUGUUAUGAAUUCGUUGUACAUUAAUAUAGGGGGCUGUUGCUAAUAAUAUUCAUUACAAAUAAAAAAAAACCCUUAUCAAUCAACGUACCAUUCCAAUGCAUAAAAAUAGUAUUAAAACGUAGAUGUUGGACUAUGAAUUUUUCUUCUUGAAAAAUGAAGAUUUUGGGGGCCUUAUCAAUUGUACGUGUAUUUUCUAGCCUUCUACUGUUGUGGGUUUUUUUUUUAAUAUAACCUCUGUAAAUCUCUAAGUACCUCUGUACAUUGAAUAUAGUCAUAUUUAUUCUCAAAUACAUGUAUCUUCAAACACGAAUUUCAAUGAUUAGAGAGAGCUACAUAGGCUUUGUUAACAUUACGUAGUUGUAAGUAUUAUAUAGUUUAAUUUACCAUGAGGUGCGACGAAGAUGUGAAAGAUGGUGACAUUUAAAGAAAUGUUAACAUAUUCAGAAUAUGAAUCACUCUCAUUUUCUUGUGAAGGAUCAUGACUUGUUAGACCAAAGAUUACAAUCAUUAGCUAUAAAU
Messenger RNA from Saccostrea cuccullata (small rock oyster), 2150 nucleotides. RefSeq names its product outer membrane protein alpha-like. The coding region runs from base 98 to 1399 and encodes 433 amino acids. Lineage: Eukaryota; Metazoa; Mollusca; Bivalvia; Ostreida; Ostreidae. The record is from RefSeq and is a predicted model, not a curated record. The transcript has a single exon.